Cuscuta campestris is the source of this 2846-nucleotide messenger RNA. NCBI's taxonomy places the organism in Eukaryota, Viridiplantae, Streptophyta, Magnoliopsida, Solanales, Convolvulaceae. The record is from the annotation of a GenBank genome assembly.
AGCAAAAGUAAGAUAUUUAUUACAUAUAGAUUGUUACGAAAUAUUUUUUUAAUUACAGAUUUUUCCCCAUAUUCUUAAGAAAUGUUAUUGCAUCUCUUCGAUUUGACUAGACUAAGCAUCUUCUUCAGCUCUCAUUUUCUUCCCCUCCCCUAUCCUCCUUUCUCAUCCCCUCCUUCAGAUCAGAACAUGUCUAAAGUUAUUCCUCUGUAUUUGAUUGCUGCUACAUGUCAAAACAAAGUCCAGAAAAUAGUCAGAUGGAUACGACAUUAGCAUUGGUAUAACCUGGUCAAGCCACCCUCACCCAAAAUAAAUCUGUUUGGGUAGCAUUUUCAUAUACUCCAUCCCUAAAUUAAAGUCACUGUCUUUUUUGACUUCACAUAGUGUAAGCCACAUUCUUUUCCCUAACAGGAAAUGUAGAAGUUUGGCUUUAAUUUUUGGAAACCAAAAAUGGACAUUGUGACUUUAAUUUAGGGACGGAAGGAAUAUAUUUCUCCCUUACAAAAAAACAAGUGAGAUUAUUGACAGGUAAAGAAUCGUGCGGUUGAACUUGCGAAGGCUAUGGAGAAUGAAGAUGGCGUGACAGGAGCAGUUACAGCCUUCUUCAAGCACCUUCCAACCAAAAAAUCUGAAACCAAGCAGGUCCCUUCACCUUCCCAUCCUUUCUCUAUAGGAAGAUGCUUUGGCUGCUCCUAGAUCGUUUGUCUGUAAGCUAAUGUACUGUUUAUAUUUGUGCUAUUGCUAGUAUCGUGUUUUUUCUCUCCUCCCCCUCGUCCCUGUUUUGUCAUAUGAGUAUAUCAAAUCCUUGGGGAGGGAGAUUCAAGACUACCAUCUUCGAUGUUCAAAAGUUGGCUUUCCCCAAUUUGUGUUGGUUUUUUUUUAACUUUUUCGAUUCCAUCAAAAUUUAAUGAAAAGUCUUUUUUGAGUAUUCCUCGGCACAAGUUUCUCGCUCUUAAAAUUUUAACAAUCUUGAUCUUGUGAUGAGACAUCACACAGUUUUAAAGGCCUCAUGUGCGAGGAAAUCAAAUGUGUCAAAUGUGAAUGGUAUAAACAUGUGUUGGUUGUCAAGGCACACUCUCUCCUGUUUGAUCACUUUGCAUGAAGCAACUUUUAACGCAACUUGGCCCACCAUGAGAACACCAGUCCCCAAACCUACAAGGUUAAGUUUGAUCAUCGCAUUUCUAGCUCUCGUCAGGCUGUUAUAUCUAAAUAAUGCUUCUGCAUUCAGCAGCAAGAGAUUAAUAAAUGGUGAACCCCAGCACGUGGAAGGUGUAGAUGACCCAGAGGCAAUCGCAUUGAUGGUGUCCACGAGCAUUCACAAUGCUACGGAGAGGAGAAAAUUGGGAUACUUUUCGUGCGCGACUGGGAACCCCAUAGACGACUGCUGGCGUUGCGACCCCAACUGGCAGCAGAACCGCAAGCGGUUGGCCGACUGCGCCAUCGGCUUCGGCCGGAACGCGAUCGGCGGCCGCGACGGGGCAAUGUACGUGGUCACGGACCCGAGCGACGACGACCCGGUCAGCCCGAAGCCCGGGACGCUGCGGCACGCGGUCAUCCAAGUGGAGCCGCUGUGGAUCGUGUUCGAGAGGGACAUGGUGAUCACGUUGAAAGAGGAGCUGAUCAUGAACAGCUUCAAGACGAUCGAUGCCCGCGGGGCCCACGUGCACGUGGCGGACGGGGCCUGUCUCACGCUCCAGUUCAUCACCAACGUCAUCAUCCAUGGGCUCCACAUCCACGACUGCAAGCCCACGGGGAACGCCAUGGUCCGCAGCUCACCGAGUCACUUUGGUUGGAGGACGAUGGCCGAUGGCGACGGCAUUUCUAUUUUUGAGUCUAGCCACAUAUGGAUUGACCAUAACUCACUGUCUAACUGUGCUGAUGGGCUCAUUGAUGCUAUUAUGGGAUCAACAGCCAUCACCAUCUCCAACAAUUACUUCACCCACCACAAUGAGGUCAUGUUGUUAGGGCACAGUGACUCCUACUCUAAAGACAAGGAUAUGCAGGUCACAAUUGCUUACAACCAUUUUGGGGAGGGGCUUAUUCAAAGAAUGCCCAGGUGUAGGUUUGGAUACUUCCAUGUGGUGAACAAUGACUACACACAUUGGGAGAUGUAUGCCAUUGGUGGGAGUUCCAACCCCACAAUCAACAGCCAAGGCAACAGAUUCCUAGCCCCCACCAACCCUUUUGCCAAAGAGGUGACUAAGAGGGUAAACACAUCUAACGGCGUUUGGGAGGGAUGGAAUUGGAAAUCGGAAGGGGACCUUAUGCUAAAUGGAGCUUACUUCACUCCGUCUGGAAGUGGGGCUUCAAGUACCUACGCCAAGGCCUCUAGCUUGGCGGCCAAGCCCUCUUCCUUAGUGGGCACUCUUACUUAUGAUGCCGGUGUCCUAUCUUGCCGUCCUGGCAACCAAUGCUGAUCUCAUUAAGAGCCUGUUUUGCAACUUCAGCGUUUUGAAAAAAACUAUCUAAUGGCAGCGUUUAGCUUUAGCGUUUUCAAAGUUAAUCUGCACCAUUAAGAAGUUAGCAAAAAUGCUAAAUUGAAAGCAUUGUUCCCAAACAAGACCUAAAUACUGCAGGGAACAUCUUGUGAAAUUACACAUUUUUAGGCUUAUAAUAGAUUGAUUCAACACAACCAACCUCGGAUUCUUUUUGGUAAGUAAUCUAGGGGAAAUUUGUCCAAAACCUCUUCCACCCAUGAUUCCUAAACAUGGCUUGCACAUUGUUAUGUAUCAAAAGUCCAAUGGAUGGGUAGAAUCAAACACAGGCAGAGAGGGAGAAUGAUACAGAAGCUCAAUUUUCUUGUUUUUUUACAUGUUCAGCUUUCAUGAAAAUGAACUCCUGAAGAUAUA